AUGAAGUUCACAAAUAUUCUAAUCGGUCUACUUUCUACCCUACCAAGCACCCUAUCAGCGCCUGCAUCCUCCAUAGCUCACAAUGAUGACCCACAAAUGUGCGGCUACGUCCUUACAGCCCAAAACAGCAGUGCCUACGCCGGCAUCUCAGCAUACACAUCUUGCACGCCAAUAUAUUACAACCAAUCUAUCCCCGGAUACCAAACUGCGUUCGCUUACAGCAUAUUUGGCGGGUGCCGAUGCACAUUUCACGGCAGCGAACAGGAUUGUGUAACUGGACAGAAUGCGCCAUUUUAUGAAGGGCCUAUUGGGAAAGUUGGCAAGGAACCCCAUUUCGGCGAGCCGAAGCCCAAGUGGUACAACUGUGAGACGUUGGCCUUGUAG
Messenger RNA from Bipolaris victoriae FI3, 384 nucleotides. RefSeq lists its product as hypothetical. Bases 1 to 384 code for a protein of 127 amino acids. The record is from RefSeq and is a predicted model, not a curated record. Lineage: Eukaryota; Fungi; Ascomycota; Dothideomycetes; Pleosporales; Pleosporaceae. The transcript is spliced from 2 exons.